Parathielavia appendiculata is the source of this 831-nucleotide messenger RNA. RefSeq lists its product as uncharacterized. NCBI's taxonomy places the organism in Eukaryota, Fungi, Ascomycota, Sordariomycetes, Sordariales, Chaetomiaceae. The record is from RefSeq and is a predicted model, not a curated record. Bases 288 to 746 code for a protein of 152 amino acids. The transcript has a single exon.
CAAGGGUAAUGUAUAAACGGGAUGAGAUCAGAUCGCAACGAACUGGAAGGCACGUAGAACCCCUCCGCCGUCAAUUCCCUGUCAAGAAGAUGGCACUUGGUAGCCCGAAGGUGAGCGGGUUCGCCGUCGGUUCCUUGCCGGACCUGUCCACGUGUCCCUGUCCCGGCCCGGCCGUCACUUCUCACAUCCAGAUUCCAUCACCGAGAAAGCGGAUUGUCGAGCCGGAGCUUGCCGACUGAGGAAGCAGCAAGGCCCCAUACGCAUGUCCAGCUGUCAAGGACACACUGAUGUGGGCGAGGCGGUCUGCUCAGCACAGAUUGUCUCAGCAGCGGGGGCAUAUCGAAGCGCAGCCGCGAGUCAAAUCAAGACAGGGGGUAGCUUCAACAUCACCGCAUCUUCUUGCCCAAGAGAGUCCAGAGAACACUGGCACUACAAACUCCUGCCAGGGCGGUGUACAGACAUUCCGGUUGUCACGGACGCGGCAGGCACCAUGCAGCCCCGGCACGCAGCUAAUUAGAUUGACGACAGGGCCGAAGAUAAGCGGGUUACCGCGUGGCCAGUGCGGCAGAAGAAUUAACAGGCCAACAGAGAAUCGAGGAGGCGGAAUGAUACUUUUCCCCUGGUAUCGAACGACAUGUUGCCAUUGGCUAUCAUUGUCGAUCAUGCAUGCCUGGGCUUUUGGAAGUUGGUUGCAAAGAAUGGCUCAGAUUGUCGAUUAUUUCCGAAAGGCCCGGGGUAAAAACUAAGGGGGCCCGAGGGCCAAAACAGCCCAUGCCUGGCCCUGUGUCCUGUGCGAAUGCAGUUUGAUGGCUGGAUAAAUAUUUAACCAGU